Scylla paramamosain (green mud crab) is the source of this 2161-nucleotide messenger RNA. RefSeq lists its product as uncharacterized. The record is from RefSeq and is a predicted model, not a curated record. Lineage: Eukaryota; Metazoa; Arthropoda; Malacostraca; Decapoda; Portunidae. The transcript is spliced from 6 exons. Bases 1106 to 1594 code for a protein of 162 amino acids.
ACGAAUUAAUUGUCCUUUGAGAAUGUGUGUGUGUGUGUGUGUGUGUGUGUGUGUGUGUGUGUGUGUGUGUGUGUGUGUGUGUGUGUGUGUGUGUGUGUGUGUGUGUGUGUGUGUGUGUGCGCGUGAGACAGGAAACCGUCAGUAUUUUACCAGGAAAUCCUAGUUAAUUCACCAGGUACACACACACGCACACACACACAUACACUGUAUACUACUGGGAGGUAUAUGACACACUAGAGGAGGAGGAAGAGGAGGAGGAGGAGGAGGAGGAGGAGGAGGGCAGUAGCACAUUUCGUUGGGGGGAGAAAGGGGGGGGCGUGACGUGACUAGGAAUGGUGUAUGUUGUGACGUCAAUAGCAUUUUCCCCGCCGCUGUGGAUAUAAUAGGUGAGGCAGAAGGAGUGUGUGUGUCAGUCUCUCGCUGGACUUGCCUUAGAGAGGAGCUGGAGAGGCGAAGUGAAAGUGAAAAGGAUUUGUAUUUGGUUGAGUUUCCCGCCACACGUGCAUCUCCGUUUUCUUUCCGAUUUGAAACGUGUAGAAGACGAAGAAAGCAAGAAAGAGCAACAGAAACUCGAAGAACUCAAGAAUUUCAGCCAAACAAAACGAAAGGAGAAAUAAAACAAAGGCAGAAACAAAAACAAACAAGAAAUUAAGAAAAAACCCGCGCUAAAGAUCCACACAUCACCAAACACGCCCCGUUGCAACACCGCAAAACAAAAACAAGCAAAAACCCCAACUAAACUAAAACAAACAAGCAAAAAAACAAUUCAACUAAUUUUCUGAGCCGUAUUCCUGCCAUUACCACAUUCCCUACCAUUCCCGAGACUUGGAAUAAUGGAGAACACAGGGUACGAGAACCUCCACCCUUCCUUUGUCAUAGAUGUACCUAGUAUUUCUGGCGACACUAGCAUUGAUACUCUCUGCCAGACGUACUUGGGUGAUAUGGGUACUUUUGACAGCCCCCUCACCUCCUCCCUAGACCCUCCCCUUCUCCCCCCUCCUCCUACCUCUCAGCCUCCCCAUACCACUCCUCCCACUCCUCUCUGUCCUCCUCUCCCUGCCUUGCAUUGGACGGAGAAGCUGUAUCCGGUAGUCUGCUUGAAGAAAUGGACACCUUCUCAAGAUUUGAUGUAUCCGAGUGGCGUGGAGAGGACUCCCUGGACUGGGCUGGGAGUGUGUGCAGGCGCAAGGGGCUUGACCAGACCACCCUAGACCUAUGGGCGUUCCGUGGCGUGCCUGGGGAGUCCCUGAGGAGGAUGACUUUGCAGGAUUUCUGUGACUUGAUUGGAUCUGUGUAUGGUCCUUUGUUUCACGCAGAAUUUGAAGACUACUGCAGAAGGAGAGAGGAAGGUCAAAGAUGGCGGCACAAGACGGGUGGCUCCUCUCCUUACAGUGACCACGGGGGGCAGUUUGACCUUACCAGUGAGCUCCCGGAACUUGACCUGACCUCAGAAGAAAUACGUGAUUUAGACAAAUAUAUAGUCGGUGGUUUUCAAGAUAUGGACUUGGAGGGCACCCAGUCGUAUUACGAUUCUGUGGAUAGUUUUCCUGAAUCGGUCGCCCAGUUGUCAGCAGGCCCCCCUCUCCCCUUCUGACCCCCUCCUCCUCCUCUUCCUCCUCUUUCUCCUUCUCCUCCUCCUCCUCCUCCUCAUCUUCUUCCUCUUCCUCCUCCUCCAACCUCCUCGCCCUUCCUGAUCCGCUGAAGAAGAUUAAGCAGGAUCCAAAGAAAAGACCAAGAGGACCAAAGAACUGGGAAUUCGUAAUAAGGCUUCUGGCAGACCCACGCACCAAUCCGUCACUGAUUCGCUGGGAACAGAAGGAGGAAGGUACAUUUCGCUUAGUUCAGCCUGCCGCCAUCGCUUCCAUGUGGGGACAGAGAAGUGAUAGGCCUAACCUCUCCUAUGACAACUUCGCGAGAGGCCUAAGGUACCACUACACGACAGGCGCCCUCCAGCCAGUUUCUGAGAAGCAACUGGUGUACAGGUGUGGUCCCAAGGCUGUCAAAUACCUGAUUGAGCUAAGCAAGGGAGGCAUUACGCACUGAGAGAGAGAGAGAGAGAGAGAGAGAGAGAGAGAGAGAGAGAGAGAGAGAGAGAGAGAGAGAGAGAGAGAGAGAGAGAGAGAGAGAGAGAGAGAGAGAGAGAGAGAGAGAGAGAGAGAGA